AUGGAACCUGUAUCAUCACUAAGGAUAGGUUCUGUCUCUAUGACUACAUUGAAUAAUCUUCCAGAUGAACUUCUUGCCAAAAUCCUCUCCUUCCUUCCAACAAAAAAAGCUGCUUCAACCUCCAUCAUUGCCAAGAGGUGGAGGACUUUGUUUGCUCUCCGGCGUAAUCUCGACUUUGAUGACUCGAACAUUUUGGACCCGGUAAUGGCUAAAGAGGAUAGUUACCGUGCUUGGUUCAGGUCAUUUGUUGAUAGAACACUGGCUUUACAAGGCGGUGUUCAUAUCAACAAAUUCACACUUCAAUGUGUUUUGGAACAUGACAAGAUUCAUGUUGACCGCUGGAUAAAUAAAUCCCUCCAACGCGGUGUAUCUGAGCUACAUCUACGCUUAAAAGACGAUAAGUGGCUUCGUUUGCCAUCGAGUUUAUUCGUCAGCAGAACACUGGUGAAGCUUACAUUGGGAGAAGAGCUAAGCAUACAGUAUCUUCCUUCUAAUACCUUUCUUCCAUUACUAAAGAUUCUUUUCCUUCGUUCAGUUUGGUUUGAAAACCAAACGUUCUUUGAUUUGCUUCUUGGUGGUUGCCCUGCACUUGAUGAGUUAACCAUACACGACGAGGAUUUUUCAGGAACGCCCGAAGCCAUUUCCAGCAAAACCAUUACAAGACUCUCUAUCCUCUCUAAAUGCGCUAACGAUGUUGAUUUUUCAAGCUUCAUGUCACUGGACACACCAAAUCUUGUCACCUUCUUCUACGUGGAUUUUGCUCGGGAAAGGUAUCUUAUUCGUUGUAACUUGGAUUCACUUGUUAAAGCUGUUCUGGAUCUUCAUUUCCUAGAUCCUGAAGAUUGUGAUGAGCCAUUUGAACCAAAUGUGACUGAACUCAUGAAUGGGAUACACAACGUCAAGAUCCUUCAGUUGACACAAUCUGCUACUGAGGUGAUUUGGAAAUGUUGCAAAGGUGGACUACCUAUAUUCAAGAACCUUCUUCAUUUGGAGUUUUUGGGUUACGAAGAAAGUGUUUGGAAAGAGCUACUACCACUUAUGCUAGAGCAUUCUCCAAACCUAGAACGUUUGUUCCUCUCGGGUUUGUGCCGUUGCAAGUAUGAACAUGAGUCCGAUGAGAUUCGCAUUCCAGAGACUAACAAAGUAAGCUUCUUGCGUAUCACGUUCUAUCUAGGAACUGAAGAUGAGUUGAAACACAUCAGCCAUUUUUUGAUUAAAAUGGAGUGUCUUCAAGUGGUGCAAGUCUACUUUGCAAAGACAUUGGUUGAUGAAUCCAAAAAGAUGCAACUCACAGAGGAUUUGUUGAAGCUUCCCAAAGCUUCUUCCAAUCUCAUUAUGCAUGUCAUUUGAUGAAUCACCAGCAUUAUGACCAUCAGUCCAUCACCAUCAUCAGAAGCAUAGACUCUCAUCAUUAUCAUCAACACCAUAGUCCCCAGCAUCAUCGUCCAUUUGUUUUUUCUAUAUAUUUCUUCAAAAACUCAAAUUUAUGUUUUGAUGACUUAUUGUUUCGGUCCUGAAACUAUGGUUUCUUGAACAAUAAUAUUUUGUUAUUUGCUUCGUCGUUUA
Molecule: messenger RNA, 1566 nt
Organism: Capsella rubella
Lineage: Eukaryota; Viridiplantae; Streptophyta; Magnoliopsida; Brassicales; Brassicaceae
Product: putative F-box/LRR-repeat protein At3g44810
Exons: 4
Coding region: 1-1350 (449 amino acids)
Molecular function (GO): protein binding
Source: RefSeq, a predicted model, not a curated record